Prorocentrum cordatum is the source of this 4491-nucleotide messenger RNA. Lineage: Eukaryota; Dinophyceae; Prorocentrales; Prorocentraceae. The record is from the annotation of a GenBank genome assembly.
AGGCCAUCGCCGACGGCCUGGUGGGGCCCAUCCGGCAGGAUCCCCAGUUCGCUCAGCUGCAGCUGCCGUACAUCCGGAGCCUGGGCCAGGAGCCGAGGCUGAAGGAGGUGUUGUUCAGCGUUCUGCAGUCAACGGAAGUGCAGGAGGGCCUUGCUGAAAGGAUCGCCUCGGGCGUGAGUCAGCUCCACGAUGCUCAGAUGGCGACGGUUGAGGAGCUGAAGAGCAAGUUCCAGUCGCAGCAGGGAACCUUCGACAUGUCGUACGCCAGUAUCGAUAUGUUUUUCUCCGGGCUGGAGGGCAUGAUCGGUUCUCCCAGUCCAAAGCUCCGUGAAGCAAUGGAACUGGAGCAUUGUAGUUCGGCAGAUUCGGACGACAAGUGGAAGACCAGAAAUUAUGGGAUCGAGACCACGCCCCGCACUGAGUGGCUCUUUGUUGUAGACCCGACCGACAAGAGUCUGGAAAGGUUGGACAUACCAGAUUGGCCCGCCGAGUCCGAGGAGGCCAUUCCUCAUGCUCGGCGCGCCGACCUCGGUCGCAAGCCGGUCUCGCUCCAGGCGUUCGAGAGCCUCCUGUCCGAGAAGAACGACAGCUUGCGGCGGGCCAAUCAGCCGGAGAUCCGGCUAGAAGAGCUGGUGGGGGCGAGGCUGUACACAGGACCCAUGUUUGAGAAGCACGGCGGACAACGCGGUUCUCAGGGGCGGGGCGAGGAACACGAAGCAGCUAGAUUUCAUGCAGAAGAUAUUCACUGAUUUCUGCAAGCACAACCGGUACGUGACCACUCUGCACGUCAUCAACUCUGCGCUGAUCAAGCUGUCCAAGCUCCUGAGCGUGGUCAAGGUAUACCGCGGAGUCGAGAGGGGCAUGCUGCCCGAGUGCUUCUGGGAGGCGAACGACUUCAACGUGAGGGGGGGCGUGGAGUUCGCGUUCAUGAGCACCACGACAGAGCGCGACGUGGCGAUCUUCUACUCGGGGGCCGAGAAGGACGGCAACGUGAGCACCAUAAUCGAGGGCCAGCUCGGCAUGGUGGACCGUGGGGCGGAUCUGUCCUCCCUGUCCCAGUACCCGCACGAGAAGGAGAUCUGCUUUGGCCCGUUGACGAGCCUCGAGGUUCUCUCGACGCGGGUCGAGAAAUCCUACUUGGUGGUGCAUUGCCGCUUCAACAUCAACUUGGUAUCGCUGACCAUUGAGCAGGUGCUGGCGAAGCGUCACAGGAUCGUGACAGACGUGUGCGACAACGUGAUGCAGCACACAAGGAAGGUGAUUGCAGCGUUCUCCAGUAAUCCGUCAGAAGGGGCCGAGACGAAAUCGGCCAUAGAGUACGCUUGCACGAAACUAGAAGGUAUUACAGCACGACGCCCAGACAUUUUCAACGACGAUGGGGAGCUGAAGGGCGCAGUCACGAAAGCGCUGGAUAUGAAAGGUCUCUUUGACGAAUGGCUUCAGGCAACCAUGUGCCACAAUGUUCCAGAUAUCGAUGAUCGUGGAGAUCCCGACGUGACUUGGAGCUCUUUUGCGACAAAGACCGUCGAGCACUACCACACAUUGAUCCCAUCUGAUCUGUCCCAUAUCACACUGAGCUGCCAGUGGCGGGACGAAGGCUCUGGGACCUUCCAUGGACGCAUCAAUCUCGUCGUCACGCGCAAUGGCGAGAUUGUUUCGGAGGUGCCUUGCUUUGGCCGUGCACCUCAUGACUGGCAGACCGAGCGAGCGGUCUUCUCCGCAGAGGAGCUACACGGCCACCUGCCCGGCGAUGUACUGACUCUCCAGUACGAGCUGGGAGAAUCUCACUACAGGAAGUUGAUGGUCAAGGACAUCGAGCUCGUCAUGGACCGGAACCCCAUCAACGCGAGCCGACGGGCCGUCUCGCAGCAGGAGGCAGCGAGGAGCGAGACCUUCGGCUUCCGCGAGGCCCGGAAGGGCAGCAAGGAGCAGGUCCUCGCCGACGGCAUGCGCAGGAACGCCCUGGCAGAGAGAGCGCACCUGGUCGAGGAGCUGGUCCAAUCACAGACUGGGGAUGCGCAGGCCCUGCCGGCCCUGCUCGGGCUGACGCCCAGCCCGCUGGAGGUCCUGGCGGCCGCAGGCCGCGCGAGCGGAGGCAACCUGUUGCACCUGGUCUGCAAGCUCCGCCGCGUGGACGUGUUCAAGUGCCUGCUGGGGAUCGCGGACGGGGUGUGGACGGAGAUGGCGAAGGAGAGAGACGGCGAGGGGGCCCUGCCAGACCUCCCGGGCCUCGCGCGCGCGGUGGCGGCGUCCAGGCCGUUCGACGCGCGGGCGGCGGGGCCGCUGCUGAGCCUGCUUCCGAGCAGCUGCGCGGGCAGCUUCUUCCAGGAGAGGGACGAGGUGGGCAACGCCCCGCUGCACGCCGCGGCGGUGUCUGGCAGGGUGGGCGACGUGCUGGCGCUGGCCCGCGCGCACCUGCCGCAGGCGGAGCUCCGCGGCCUGUUCCUCGCGAGGAACAGCCAAGGACACCCGCCGAUGCACUGCGCCGCGGAGGCCGGGCGGCCCGAGGCGGUCCGGGGGCUGGCCGAGGCGCUGGAGCCAGACGAGCUGGCCGCUGCGCUCGCGGUGACGGCCGGGCACCGCGAGCGGACGCCGCUGCACCUGGCCGCCAGCAACGGGCACGCGGAGACCGUCCGGGUCCUGGCAGGCCUGGCGCCCGACCUGCCCACCGCGCUCGCGCUGCCGGACAGCGUCGGGAGGACGGCCCUGCACCUGGCCGCGGGCAGCGGGGACGCGGAGGCCGUGCGGGCCCUGGCGGGGCUGGCGCCGGACUUGCCCGCGGCGCUGGCGGCAAGGUCGCAGUCGGGGAAGACGCCCCUGCACGCCGCCGCCGACUGGGGGGAGGUGGAUGCUAUCCUUGCUCUGGUCCAGCUGGCGCCCGACGUGCCCACCGUGCUCGCGGCGAGGACGAGCGACGGGAGCGCGCCCCUGCACCUGGCCGCCAAGAGCGGGCGGGUGGACGCCGUGCGCGCCCUGGUGGAGCUGGCGCCCGACCUGCCCGCCGCGCUGGCGGCGAGGACGGGCGACGGGCAGACGCCCCUGCACCUGGCCGCAUCCAGCGUGAGUGCGGAGGCCGUGCGGGCCCUGGCGGAGCUGGCGCCCGACCUGCCCGCCGCGCUCUCCGCGAGGGACAGCCAGGGGAUGACGCCCCUGGACUGCGUCGCGGCGGCGGAGUGCUGCGGGCCGCGCGACGUGGCUCGGCGCCACCAGCUCGCAGAAGAGCUGCGGGGGCUGGGCGCGCGGCCGGGCGGCGAGGUCGGCGCCCCCUUCGGGCCGCCGUCGCGCCAAGGCAGCCCCACGGGCCUCCCGGGCGGCCCCGAGGCGGCCCAGGAAGACCCCACGGAGGCCGCGUGACGUGCCCAGCGGCCUCGCGCGCGGCCAGGGCGGCGUCGGGGCCCCCGGCGCCGGCCCGCCCCCGGCGCGCCCUGGCGGCUGCGGCGCGCAAAGACAGGCGCGCGCCGGGGGAAACCCUGAGGACCCCGCGCAAAGACAGGCGCGGGGUGUGCGCCUUCGGCGCCCCGCCUUCGGUGGUUUUUUUUUUUAAUCCCCCAGGGUUGGGUGCUAGCCCGCCUGCGGCGUGCCUCCAGGGGGGUAAAGGGUGCAUGCUCACGCAUGUGGGUGCUGGGCUUCGCCCAGAUUAGCCGAAAUUGAUGCACGUAAUCAGAGGAUCCACGUGAAUGUUCGGCUCAGUCUCGUUCUGAAUACUCGUAGAGUACACGAGCAGAGAAUAUUUCUGGUAGUACGCGAACUGGUCAAAAUUUGUCGGGCGUGUGGCACCGCCACACCUGUCGCGUUUUCCCGGUGCCGGUAGCCCCCCAUAUCCAGGUGACGUUGAUUUUCGCGUCCAGAGGACGCUGUGGCUCGCUGUAUUCGAGCCACAUUUGCGCAGGCUUUCGGCGACUGCGUCUCGGUGAGGAUCCGCACGACCUCCUGCAUGUCAGAGCGCAUUCCCUUGGGUUUGCGCUCGUCCCAGUCAAUUAUAGGACUGUGCUGUCGCGUUUCCGCGAGUAAUUAUUGUCCUGCUUGCAGUACUGCAUUUCCCAGUGGACGUCUGCGCGCCGGGGGCGCGCCGGCCCGCCCCCGGCGCGCCGGGGCAGCGGCGCCCUGGGCGGGCUGCGUCGCGGCGGCGUUUCCCGCGGGCCGUCCGGCUCGGCGCCACCAGCUCGCCAGGGGAGCUGCGGGGGCUGGGCGCGCGCCUCCGGGCGAGGUCGGCGGGUUCGGCCCGUGAGGGGUGGGCGGCCGUGCGUCGCCGAGCGCGUUCCACUACUCUUAAUGGAACGCGCUCGCCCAUUGCGCCGCGCGCCCUUAGGGCACUCUUGCGUGGGGGCGGCCGAGGCCUGCCCAGGCCGCGCCGCCGUUUGCCGCGCGCUCGGCGGGCUCGAUCCGGAGGUCGGCUGCUGAAAGAGCUCGCUGGGCUCCGAGCGCCGUAGGGGCCUAUGAGGAGGGAGCCUGGCGGGAAGGUGUAUUCAAACAUCGCUGAUGACGUUUGGG